AACUGAAACUGAAAUAGAAAUAAUUGUCUUGUCAAAUAAAUUGUGUUUGUUUGUGUAUGUGAUAUAACCUUUUUGUACUUUCAGUAAACAUAUUAUUAAACUAAAGUGCAGCCAAAUGAAAACUAUUAUUGUUCAGUAUCUUUAUUAAGUAGAAUAUUAGAUUGUAAACGUGCUUUUUAAUACUUUACUAAUUCCAUCAAGUUUUAAAUAUGGCUGAAGAGGUAUCAGAAGAUGGAUUGACAGACUCGCCUAAAAGAGGACCAACAUUAUCUACCAGCACAAGCAGUUUUGAGGCGCUGGAUCCUCAUGAUCCAAACCUGAGCCGUCUUGCCACCACAAUGUUUCAGAAAACAGCCGACUACCUGUUAGGGGAGUUAACUGUUACACAGGAGGACUACAAGCUGCUGGAAGCCAUGAACCAGGCGACAGUCACCAAGUACUCGGACAUGAGACAGAUUGCUUGCAAUGUUGGUAGAACCAUGUCAGAACUCAAUGAUAAAUACAAAUCACUACAGCCAUAUCUUGAUCAGAUUGAUCAAAUAGAAGACAGUGUGACGAAGCUGGAGCAAGCUGCCUUCAAGCUAGACGCUUACUCUAAGAGACUGGAGGCAAAGUUUAAAAGUUUGGAGAAGAGAUAACCCUAACUCGACUGACAGACAUUUUUUCUAAGGGUUUUGGUGCAAUCGUAUUGUUUAUAAAAGUGCACUAAUCAAUGCAGAACUCUUUUCAAAGUGAUACGGUAGCAUGCAAUGUGCAUCAAUGUGCUUUACCUCGUACACUCAUGGUAAAUAUUCUUGUUUAAUCUUCUAUACACAAUCGUACAAAUUAAAUUGUCUAUAAACAAUUGGUAAAAAUCCCCAAAAAGAAUUACUUAUCGAACACACAAACUUGGAAACCCAAUGGCCUAUUUGUAAUGCUUAUCAUAAUAACAGACCAAAGUUCGAUAUUAGUAAAUAAUUCAUAAAAAGACAUUUUUUUAUUUGUUAGAUUUUAAGUAUUUCUUUACAGCUUUUAUUGUAUAUCAAAAUAAAGAUUACUUACAUG
This is a messenger RNA of Macrosteles quadrilineatus (aster leafhopper), 1044 nucleotides long. RefSeq names its product biogenesis of lysosome-related organelles complex 1 subunit 2 (gene Blos2). Gene Ontology annotation, cellular component: BORC complex; gamma-tubulin complex; BLOC-1 complex. Gene Ontology annotation, molecular function: gamma-tubulin binding. Gene Ontology annotation, biological process: lysosome localization; endosomal transport. The record is from RefSeq and is a predicted model, not a curated record. Bases 210 to 638 code for a protein of 142 amino acids. The transcript is spliced from 4 exons. NCBI's taxonomy places the organism in Eukaryota, Metazoa, Arthropoda, Insecta, Hemiptera, Cicadellidae.